Molecule: messenger RNA, 2075 nt
Organism: Strongylocentrotus purpuratus (purple sea urchin)
Lineage: Eukaryota; Metazoa; Echinodermata; Echinoidea; Camarodonta; Strongylocentrotidae
Exons: 16
Coding region: 5-1810 (601 amino acids)
Biological process (GO): protein O-linked glycosylation via mannose
Molecular function (GO): glucuronosyltransferase activity; xylosyltransferase activity
Source: RefSeq, a predicted model, not a curated record
UCAGAUGAAAAUGGCUGUGUCCACUGAUCACAAAACGGGGCUUCUCCUCCAUCUUCAUUUUCGCCGUAUUCAUGUCAAAAGAGUGAUAUGGUGCUUGUUCAUCAUUUUAACAAUAUCAUUAGUGCUAAUGUACAUGAAUGUUGUGUCUAUUCUAGAUGAAGAGAACAAUGGAAGAGUCCAGAAAGAUCCAUUUGAGAGCCGACAGGCCGACCAGAGGGACGAUGCAGCAGUAGAUCAAGACGACUUUGGUGACCUGGGUGACCUCCAGGAAAGGUCAAUGAAUUUGUUAUCAAGUCGUAUUAUUGAUGCAUCCGAGAUAAGCAUCGAGGGUUGGUGGAUGUCUCAUGCACGGUGGGAUUACGAAGUGGACUGCGAUGCUGGAAGAAAAGGACUUUGUGCUAAGGUUCUGAAAGUAGCAUGCAGUCCAGAUAGUGUGAGGUCCAUCUACCAGUUCUUGCCUAUUAAUCCUCAUGUCAGGUUAAAAAGACUUCACUUUUCCGCUAAAAGUGCAUCAACGAAUUUAAAGAGAUUUCCAGAAUCUGGAGGAGCAACAACGUAUAGUGCAAUAGCUUUGUUGAAAUAUAUUGAUGAUAGUACAGAGAGAUUAAGAUUAGAAUUUCCAGGUGGAACACAUUCAUUCUUGCCAGCAAAGAUAAACAAGACGCUGUCAAUAGAGAAACAAGUAGAGAGCAUCACAGUCAUGCUCUGUUGCUAUGGUUACAAAGGUCAUAUUAAGUUUAGUGACAUACACCUCCAUGCAUUUAGUGACAUUCCUCCAUCACACACCCCUCUCACCCGGGAUGAAAUGGUUGUGCCCUGCACUCAGAGAAAGCCUGCAUCCAUUCCAAAGAAACCCUCUUACCGUACUGAGCAUGUCUUAUCAGCUGACAACAUGCAGAUUCCCUUUGAUGACGUAACCCUCAUCACCCAUGCCUCCCUGGAUCGCAUCGAUGGCGUCUUGAGGAUGCUCAACAGCUGGGAUGCCCCUUGCUCCAUCUCUCUCUACCUCCCCAUCAAAGCUGAUGAACGAGAUGAAGACAUCGAGUGGAAAAAAAUUUAUGUUUUUAAAAAGAUGAGAAUCUUACAGACAAGAGCAGACAUAGACCUUACACUGGUGUAUUCAAAUACGAUGGAGGAUAUAUACCCCAUCAAUUACAUGAGGAAUGUUGCAAUAAGCCAAUCCAAGACCAAAUUCAUCCUGUUAUUGGAUGCCGAUUUCUUGCCCUCUCCGACCCUGCAUAAACACUUCCUAGAUGUCAUGGCAGUAUGGCAGGUCUCAGAGCAAAGAGAUCGAAAGACAGCUUUUGUUGUUCCUGCAUUUGAUUACAUAGAAGAAAAGCAGGACCAAGCUGGUUUACCAAGUACCAAAGAUGAACUCAUUAGCCUCAUGAAGCAAGACUUACCAGCAGUUUCUAUAUUUCGUUUCUACGAGUCUCCCCUAUCACAUCGACCAACCAACUAUGUGCAGUGGUACAUGGCAAACGAGCCUUACAAGAUAUCUUACUAUGAAGAUAAAUAUGAACCUUAUCUCAUCUUACAGAAAUCUGGUAUGCCUAUGUAUGAUGAGAGGUUUACAGGGUAUGGUAUGAAUAAGAUCACUCACAUCUUGGAGCUUCAUGCAGCAGGAUAUGAUUUUGUAGUCCUCCCAGACGCAUGGGUGAUCCACAUCCCUCAUCUGAUGUCGACGCAGAACUCCCGUUUCCUCAGCGAUCCUAUCAGCAGAUUGACCAAUCGUGUGACUCGUCUUGAGUUUGUAUCUGAUGUCAUGAGGAAGUACCAGAUAGGGGCCUGUAAGGGGUUGCCAACAUAGCCAGCAGUUGGUGGGACUAAAGCAGGAUGGGUAAAUGUCAUCCAGCACAAAAAGCAGUAAGUUGGACUGUGAUGGAGGCUGAAAUGAAGUAUUAUGGUUUUCCUCAUUCAAGUGUGUGAUUUCAUUAGCGAGCUGAUGUAAGCGUAACCAAGCGUAACCAUGUAUGUUGUGAAAAUCCUGAAUAAUGUUGACUGCUGAGAGCCAGACGAGUCUUAACUCUGUGUGAAAUGAGAUGAGUUGAAGCCUUUCUGGCCCAGUCUACACA